GCUGUAACAGCUGUUUCGAUGUUGCCUGCCGGGAAUCUUCGUGGCCGACGACCCAGCGUCGUGGAAAUUUUUGAGAAGAUAAAGGCUCUCGAAAAUCGUGUAGACGAGUCUACUCCCGAAGAAGUAGAAGUUCUUGAAGUGCAGAGCUCCGUACUUACAAGCACCACCUCUACUUCGGGCGAAGAGGCCAAUGCUCCGAAAGAAGAAUUCUUGUCCAUCGCUCCAGCCAAUGUGGAAGCAGAUGGCACAAAGAUGAUCAGGACGGGUAGUACUUCACCUGAGGAUUCUGAAGCUGAGAUCUUAAAAACAGACACAACAACCAGCACGGAAAAUAAGCACACUACCGCUGUUUCACCUCCGGAAGUGAUUCACAUCCACACGACGCUCACGCUGGAAGAAAGCGAGAAGCUCCGCGAAAAGCGUAAAGCCCUAACCGCCAACGCGGAGAAGAAGCUGGCACAGCUUGCGGAGUUGCUCCCCGGCGCCCACGAGAUUGAUUUGCGGCGCGAAGUGUUUCUGAAACCGCUGCAGCAGGAGAACCUACCCGAUGGGCUCGCGGACCACUGCUCGCACACUUUGCUGGGCGUCGCAAGCCUAUACCAGAAACUGGCCCUGGAUCCGCGGAACCGGGCGAAGCUCUACCAGCAAGAGGACCGCGUCGUCGAGAGUGGGGACUUAACAACAGCAACCAUCUCUCCGGGCUCUGAAAGAAUGCUGACGUUUCUGAUGCAGGUUUUCUAUGCCUCGCAAGAUCUGAAAUGCGUGGGGCAGCUGCAUCACAGAUUCUGGCGAGGCUUUGUAAGAUGCCAAUCUUGAUGCAUGAGAUACCCACACACUGCGUCACAAAUGCUGAGAGAGUGUUUCUACUCAUGCGUCCCAAAUCUUUUGUGAACUAAAGCAGAGAGUCCUCUGAGUCGCAAGUUUGCAUUCUUUUGGAAAAUAAACCCAGGCAGUGUUGCAAUUCAUAGGACUACCAAUACAUGAAAAGUGAUAACAGUUCCGACUCAUCGAGCGAAGAAUCCAGCGCUGCUGAGGAGGAGCAAGGUCUGCGGAAAAUUUUCAAGAUGCGAAGGGAGGAUAUGAACUGCAAAAAUGUCUGGGUCUGGAAAGUUGGAACUUGUGAUGCUACCUGUGGACUCUACAUGAAAUCUGUAUUGCAUGAACAGCAUAAGAGGUGCAAUUUGUGCUACGCGGAGAGGGCAUUUCUCAUGCGGUAUGAGCAUCAGAGAGCCCUCGCAGAUUCUCUGAUGCUAGGGCAUGCAUCACAAACCUCAUGGGUCAUGGAAAAUCUGCAUGACAAUCUUCUGUAUUCUUCCAGACCCAGACAUUUUUGCAGUGAAUAGAGGAGCAGGAAAGACAAGAGAGCGAGCGAACAAUUACAUCUUCGAAUAGCAUGAUUCCCGCUCCUUUGGAAUUUAGUCCUAGCACGGCCGCCAUCACGACGCCCUUCUAUCUGCUGGGAAAAGAUAAAAGUACAAGAACUUCAGGAGCAGGCGAUCUGAAGAAUAAGCAUAUUCCCGACUUGCUGAACACUACGAAGAACAUUUUCGAACAGGCGGAAGAGCAGCUUCUGGAGGAACAAGAAGGGCAGGACACGAACAACAAAAGAAAUAAACCCGUGAAUAACCCUUUCGCGAGAUUCUUCCGCUCCGGGCGGGAUUUGAAGCGGAAUGUGUUUCUCUUGGAGAAGCACCGGCAGUGGGUGGAGCAAAUCGGCAGCAUUGCCCAGGAGCGGCUCCAUGAGAGUUUUUUUCGGGGAAAUACAAGUACUAGCAAGAAGAAAGAAAAUUCCGCCAAUACUGCUCUCCUGAAUCGAAAGAAAAAAACCGACCCCGGCUGUGGCGUUUCCCGUUUGGUUUUACUCCACGACAGGCUUCCAGCGCACCUUCGGGGCCUCUUUGACGACGACAAUUCACCCUCCGCAGGAGACCGCAAGAGAGAUCGGACAACGCCAGCUCUGGUCGUUGAGAACGUGAGGGAGAUGAGAAAGCUGCAAGAGUACGAAGCGAGGCUGAACCGGAGCUCGUUUCUGCCCCUCGGCGCGUUUGCAGAUCAUGGCUUCAAUAUUGAGGGUGACAAGAAUCAUGCCGCGAUGGCGGGGGGGAAUGCGAAUGCGAAUGCCAACGGCAACAAAAACCGGAAGAGCAAGGACGGGAAAAUGAUCUUAAAUGGAUUUAGUACGAACACCCUGUGCGACGUGCUCGCACCACCACCCUCGGCUCAGUUUUUCCGCCACGAAAACCUCCCGGACGAGGUUUUGCAAGGGUUGCUGGGGCGGGGAGGCUCUCUACGUUCGUCAUCGAAGAAGAAGAAGAGCAGGACUAAAAAUGCUGACUCAAGACACAAAGCGCGAGGACCCAACGGAUCUUCUGCCCAGUACCACCAGAAAUUGGUCGAGCUGAUGCACAAGUUCGCGUACAACAAAAACGUGGCCAUGGUUCGCACCUGUCCGGAUUUUGAGGGCCUGCUGUUCUUGGUAGAGGCCGGCUUCGCUCCGACGGUUUACCGCAGCAUCUGGAUGCAGUCCGACGACCGACUGAAAAAGAAAGACCUGCGAGAAAAGCGGUGGCGGCGCGAGGAGAAGGAACUACGGGAAAAAAACGGCGGAGAAGCUGCUGGGCCCAAGAACUCAUCCCUUUUCAAGCGAAGUUGUCGGCCUCCGAUCGACGACGGCAUUCUCGCGACCACACGGACAGGCGAGAUCAUCUACGCCCCCGGGUACGUGGCGCAGCAGGCGAGUAAGCACAAGCGACUCUUCGAUGUGUGGAAAGACAAGGAAAACUACUACCGCCCGGCCAAGGAACUUGUGGACGACGUCGAAGUUGAGGUGCAAAAGAAAUCCAAACUUGUGCAGCUGUCAACUACCUUGUCGGUGUUGAAGAAGAUGAAUCAACAAGGGCAGCAAGAAUCUACGAAGUUGAGUGAUGUUGAAAGCAAAAACUACCCGGACAGCAGCUGCACUUCCCUUGUUACCCUGGCUCAGGUUGCACAUGCACCACCGUUCAUUCCCCUGGCCGCACGAGAAGGUCCGUCGGCUGCUGCGGAGAAGGAUGCAGUUCUUGCGCAAGAAGAAGCUGAGGUAGAGACGAUAGUGCAAGAACAUACCGGGACCACGACUGAUGUCGAUGUUCCUGCGGCGCAAGACGGUGUUGUGCCCCGAGUCUCUACUUCAUCAUCCAGCCAGGCUGAGAAGAAGCUCGCAAUAGACGAGCAAAACGCGACCGAAGGUGUAGGACUCCGACCGAGCAGCAACGAAAUACUGACGCAAAAAGUACUUUCAUCCGAUCAAGAACUCGACAAAGACAAAGAUGAAGGUGCGGCAGGAGCAGGCUGCUCGCCACUUCCUAAUCUUUCCGCACAAAGUAGCGCCCGUAGCAGAAGCAGUUCCGACGAUGAUUCACGGGCGGGAGUAACUGCUGAAAAAGAUCAUGAGUCCGAAUCUUCAGAAAGAACAAUGCCGACAAUAAUUUCGAAUUAUACAGAUUUAGCUGCUCCCAGCGAAAUUACAACCAUCUCCACGACGAAAACCGCCAUGACUUCACAGGCGAGCUUGCCCGGCUAUGCCACACCACCACAAGAACGGGGGCAGGUGCCGCUGCUAUCUGCAGAGACCACGUCCGAAUUGCUCGAGAAGAACGAAAGAACGCAUGCUGAAGUGGUCGCGCAACAGACCACAACAGAGCAAUUGACAGUGCAGAUGAGCCCUCGACUUACCACUCCCCUUCUCGAAAAAAAUGCAACGUCGGCCUCCAGCACUGCCCACGUAGUAGAAGCUUAUCGGGACGUCGAAGAUCAUGAUCAUCCGUGCUCCGGCGAACAAGCGACGCGUCGGUUUAUUUCCAAGCAACAGGAGGAGCCUCAGACUGCGCGGAAAACGAAAAGUACCGCAGCUCCACCCCUGGCCACAAGUUGUUACACAACUAGCGCGGCAAGCAGGACAGAUGAUUUUGCUGAUGGCGGAAGAGAAGUUGUCUCGGGUCGCAACGGUGGAGGUGGUCUAAACGAAAAUUAUAACGCUUGUAAUUCCCGGCUUCAGAUGUUUUUGGCGCAGACCUUUCAGAUCGAAGACAAAGAUGGGGAGCUGCAUGAGAUCGACCGGUCGCUGACGACACAGAUGAGCGCCCGGCUUGACAGACAUGCACAGGAAAUGUUGAACAAGGUUUUGAAGAACCGUGAGGAGCGCGGCCGGGUGAUUUGGGACAACAAGUCAUCUCCCGGGUACAACCACCGGGAGUCGAUGCUCGCCCGCUUGAAGUUGGGUAUGAUCCAAAAGCUUGAGGCGGCCUUCGCCCGCGUGAAGGAGAACGAAUUUGACUCCGUUUCGCCCACCAACGUGCUCCUGCCGCCGCUCGAGCCUCCGGCGCGCGUGCCAUGCGAGCUGCACGAGCUUUACCACAUUCCGGAAGAAUUACUCCCGAUCAGAUGCUUUUGGUUGUAA
Amoebophrya sp. A120 is the source of this 4438-nucleotide messenger RNA. The record is from the annotation of a GenBank genome assembly. Lineage: Eukaryota; Dinophyceae; Syndiniales; Amoebophryaceae.